UGCUAACCGUCUAACAUCAUGACGACCCGACUCAGACAUCGACCUCAGGCGGAAGACGAGGACGCGUCCGUUCUGAAGCUAGGGCCAGCAUUCAACAACGCGGGUUGUCUUCUCAUCUCCGAAGUCAAGUACCUCCUCGAGAAUCGCGACAAGGACGCGCCAGAUACCGCUGUCUACAACAAAACCCUCGAAUACGUCAAGACCUUUGCGAAAUUCAACACGACCGAAGCUGCGAGCGCCGUCCGAGAAACGCUCCGUCGAGAACCCCUCCUCACCCAGUUCGAAACCGCGCAGAUCGCGAACCUCUGCCCCGCAGACGCCGAAGAGGCCAAAAGCAUCAUCCCCAGCCUCGUCAAGAUCGACGACGACCGGCUCAACGCGCUCCUCGCCGAGAUCCAGACGAUGCGCCGCUUCCAGUCGUAGCCCCCGAGGUACCCGUGUUUUACUGUUCUCAUUGGUGUUGUCCUCCCUGCUGUAUUAUAGAGUCUUGUCCUUCUAUAAUCCUUGAAACUGGAAGCGGAUGCUUACUUCGGGG
Messenger RNA from Gloeophyllum trabeum ATCC 11539, 535 nucleotides. RefSeq lists its product as uncharacterized. Gene Ontology annotation, molecular function: translation initiation factor binding; nucleotide binding. Gene Ontology annotation, cellular component: RNA polymerase II, core complex; P-body. The transcript is spliced from 5 exons. Gene Ontology annotation, biological process: mRNA export from nucleus in response to heat stress; transcription initiation at RNA polymerase II promoter; nuclear-transcribed mRNA catabolic process, deadenylation-dependent decay. Lineage: Eukaryota; Fungi; Basidiomycota; Agaricomycetes; Gloeophyllales; Gloeophyllaceae. The record is from RefSeq and is a predicted model, not a curated record. The coding region runs from base 19 to 423 and encodes 134 amino acids.